AUGUUCCCAAACUCGGACCUUAUUCUCCUCACCCUUCUCCAUGCCUCAUUCGUUAUCUCUCUGCUACUCCUCGGUAUCCUCAUCACCCUUUUGCUUCUCUCAAUUGCUUUCUUUCUCGGACUUUUUCUACUUUUCCUAUUUGAUUUGCACCAUUUUUCCUCACUCCUUUCCCAAUAUUUUGAAAUGCUAAAGGGUGAUCUUGAACUGGGUGUGGUUCUUCUUCUCAUUUCCCUCACCCAUCAAGCCCUGGAUUUUGUCACGGUUUCAAAACCCUGGCAAAAACGCAGCAGGCUUCGUGAAUUCGGAGUGAAGGCACAGCAAUAUUCCAAAAGACAUUACAUUCAUGGCUUCAACAAUGUUCAAUAA
Messenger RNA from Sphenostylis stenocarpa, 366 nucleotides. Lineage: Eukaryota; Viridiplantae; Streptophyta; Magnoliopsida; Fabales; Fabaceae. The record is from the annotation of a GenBank genome assembly.